Pteronotus mesoamericanus is the source of this 1686-nucleotide messenger RNA. RefSeq names its product adhesion G protein-coupled receptor G3 (gene ADGRG3). The record is from RefSeq and is a predicted model, not a curated record. NCBI's taxonomy places the organism in Eukaryota, Metazoa, Chordata, Mammalia, Chiroptera, Mormoopidae. Gene Ontology annotation, molecular function: heparin binding; G protein-coupled receptor activity. Gene Ontology annotation, cellular component: plasma membrane. Bases 1 to 1686 code for a protein of 561 amino acids. The transcript has 12 exons. Gene Ontology annotation, biological process: adenylate cyclase-activating G protein-coupled receptor signaling pathway; cell surface receptor signaling pathway.
AUGGGGACGCCCAGGCCCCUGGAGGUCUGGCUCCUUCUGCUCCUCCUGCUCCUCACGCCCCUGGCCUCAGGUGGGGAAAACAUCACAAGCCAACCUGUGUCAAAAAAAUUCACCGAGGAACCAAGGAACGUCUGCCUGGGGCUCAUCAAUAAGGGCCAUUACGGCCCCUUCUAUCUUGAGAACACUGCCCAGUGCUUCAGAACGUGUGAACAGUUGAGCAAUGAAUCCUGUAAUCUGGGAAAUUUGCAGAGAUAUUGGCUGGACUACGAGAACUAUCUGGUGGAGCAGAGUCUAGAGAAUGCAAUGAAUUUGUCUUUUCUGAAGGCUUUGGUCAAGAACGUCAGCACCAACAUCUCAGAAGACCUGCACUUCUCUCUGACCCCUUCUCAGAUUCUGGGGCAGGCGCCGGAGGACAAGAACAAGUUCCCUGACAGAGUCCGGCUGCCCAGGAGCCUGUUUGCGUCCCUGCAGGGCAGCAGGUCGGAGGUCCGCUUGGCCGUAUCUGUCCUGGACAUCGGGUCGGGGAAUCUCUUCAAGGGCCACAGACUCAGCCGGGAGAACAAUGGCAGCGUGUUGAACAAUCGCCUGGUGGGCUUGAGUUUGGGCCGCAUGCACGUCACGGGGCUGAGAGAGCCUUUAGAGAUCACCUUCUCCCACCAGCGACAGCCUCCUAACAUGACCCUCACCUGUGUAUUCUGGGAUGUGGCUAAAGGUACAACAGGAGACUGGUCUUCCGAGGGCUGCUCCACAGAGCUCGGAGCCGAGGGGACUGUCUGCCGCUGUGACCACCUGACCUUCUUUGCCCUGCUGCUGAGGCCGACCUUGGACAAGGCCACCGUGCAGGCCCUCACAAAAAUUUCCCAGGCUGGCUGUGGAGCCUCCAUGGUUUUCCUGGCUUUCACCAUCAUCCUCUACACUGUCCUGAGGCUCUCCCAGAAGAGGUUCGAGUCGGAAGAUGCUCCCAAGAUUCACGUGGCUUUGUGUGUGAGCUUGUUCCUCCUGAACCUAACCUUCUUCAUCAAUCUGGGGCACAGCUCAAAGGAGUCCCUUGCCACCUGCUGGGCCCAGGGGGCCCUCUUCCACUACAUCUUGCUCUGUGUCUUCACCUGGAUGGGCCUAGAAUCCUUCCACCUCUACCUGCUCGUCAUCAGGGUCUAUAACACCUACUUCGGGCACUACUUCCUGAAGCUGAGCCUGGUGGGCUGGGGCCUGCCAGCCCUGAUGGUCAUCGGCACUGGGACUGCCAACAGCUAUGGCCUCUACACCAUCCAAGACCAGGAGGGCAGGACCACACUGGAGCUGUGCUGGUUCAGUAAGAAAAUUGCCCUCUACAUCGUCGUCCAUGGCUACUUCCUCGUCACCUACCUUUUCAGCGCUGUGGCCCUGGGCCUCGUGGUCUGGAAGAUCUUCACUCUGUCAAGCGCCACAGCAGGCAAGGAGAAGCGGCAGAAAUGGAAGGGGGUCCUCACCUUGCUGGGCCUGUCAAGCCUGGUGGGCAUGACAUGGGGGCUGGCCAUCCUCACACCCCUGGGCCUGUCUACCAUCUAUAUCUUUGCGCUGUUCAACUCCUUACAAGGCGUCUUCAUCUUCUGCUGGUUCAUCAUGCUCUACUUCCCAAUCCAGAGCACCGUGGCCUCUUCCGGGAUGGCCCAAGCUGAGCAGACCCACACUGUGUCACACGAAUAG